UAUAAAUCCUCACCGUCCGUGGUUCUAUGUCCUGGUAGCUCAUUAGUCUUAAUAAACGGCCACAAAAAUGCGGGAAACAUUUAUAUCAAUUCUCGCGUUGCUUGCCAUUGCUCCCUGCGCGAAAUGUUCCGAUGUCGGCAAGGACGGCUUCAAUUUCUAUAAAGAUUACUUGCGUGCACGAACUGAUGACGUCAUGUCGGAAGGACCUGCAUCUGGGGAGCGCAUGUUAUACUUCUACCGGACUCCUCUAUCGCUGUAUCCCGGUCUUCUUCCAGCCGUUGAGCAAGAGUACAGGAAGAGAACUGGGAACGCAUUUAAGAACCACAUGUUAAGUAAGGAGCUCUGGUCUGGCGAUUCUUUGGGCAAGCGUGGCUCUAAAACUGCCAUCUCUCUCAUCAUGCAAGGGAAACAUCCCUACUAUGCUACCGAGAGUCCUCGCGUAGACAACAAUAUGGAGCCUGUAGAGUAGAAGAAAGUACAUACAUAUAUAAUUAUAAUAUAUGUUGCAUAUAUCUACAUUAGGCACACUAUAUAUAUUAUAUAAUAGUCAGUAGCUGUUAUCUAUAUACUUAGAACAUUAUUUGUGAUUGUAUUAUUUAAAAUGUAUGGAAACUAAAUUGCAAAAUAUGUUGGAUUGAUUAAUAA
Spodoptera litura is the source of this 645-nucleotide messenger RNA. RefSeq lists its product as uncharacterized. The record is from RefSeq and is a predicted model, not a curated record. Lineage: Eukaryota; Metazoa; Arthropoda; Insecta; Lepidoptera; Noctuidae.